Messenger RNA from Spizellomyces punctatus DAOM BR117, 1513 nucleotides. RefSeq lists its product as uncharacterized. The transcript has 5 exons. Gene Ontology annotation, molecular function: protein binding. The coding region runs from base 4 to 1398 and encodes 464 amino acids. The record is from RefSeq and is a predicted model, not a curated record. Lineage: Eukaryota; Fungi; Chytridiomycota; Chytridiomycetes; Spizellomycetales; Spizellomycetaceae.
UGCAUGUCCUGCUGCAAAAUGAAAUCCCUUCCACCAACUCCACUGCCGACUUUGGGCUGCUCUCUCGUCUCUUUACCUCUAGAGCUUCAGAUACCUAUCUUUGCAUUUCUAGAGCUUGAAGCCCUUGCGAAUCUUUCAGCGACCUGUAAAACUCUCCACACACUCAUUUCUGAAUGUGAGCAUAUAUGGCGCAGUGUUUGCAGGGCCCGUUGGCGGGAUUUGGAUCACUUCCUGCCAGAGGAUGGACAAGGGUGGAGGAAGUUGUACGUACGAAGGAUGCAUCGAGAUAGAGAGAUUACCACUGGACGGAUAAGAAUCGGAGAAUUGCGAAGAAGAGUACGAGCGGGAGAAGCACAGCUUUACCAUAACAAGAUGGUAGUCAGCGGAAGCAUCCGUGGUACAGUCUUGAAAGCCCAUCUCCGUGGCGGAUCGGAUGGACCAUGUACAACUGCGACAGUUGCAGAGCCAGCUGCUGGAAUAUCUGUUUUGUAUCGGGGAGCGAUCAAUUGCCUCCAGGUCCAUCGCGGUAUCAUUGCUACCGGAUGGGAGAACUACACAACGUUGACCUCUCGUCAGUCAGACGGCACCAUUAAAAUUUACGAUCUUGAAUCCCUUCGUCCACUGACAGUACUGUCUUGUACGGGGAUGUCGGCCGUAACAGCUCUCCGCUUCAACUCUCGCCGCCUCGUUGCAGGCGAUAAAUCAGGCGUGCUACGCAGCUGGACAUUGGCGCCAAGAGGAGAAGGUGGAUCUUUGGAGAAAGUCAUGUGGCCGCAAUUUCGACGACCAAGUGGGAGCAUGGCAAGAAAUGGAUCAGAUGCAGAUACCAUGAUACUUGAUGUACAGUUUACAUCAACCCACGCUAUAUCGCGGACCAAGGACGCACUUCAUGUGUACAAUAUCCAAACAGGGACACCCAUUCAGAUUCUUCCCACCAGUCGAUCCACCCGGCCAACAGCAACACAUAUAACACCCACGCACCUUGCAAUGGGUGGAUCUGACUUUGGGCUCCGCGUAUACUCCCUACGCACAGGGCUGCGACGUACAGCAGUUUUACCACAUGACUCACAAAUAACUUGCGUUCAAUUCGCUCCAGAGAAUGGAAUUAUGGUCAGCGGUGAUGAUAGGGGCAUGGUCCGGGCUUGGGAAAUUGGAAGUUGGACAUGUAUUGGACGAUAUGCUGUUGGAGGAUCUGUUGGUGCUGUCGAGAUUAGAGGUUUGGGGAAUGGUGGUGGAAAACCUGGCGAGUAUGUCAUCAUUGUUGUAGGAGUCGAUGGGAAGGUGCAAGUAUGCGGGAAUGAAGGUUUUGUGCGACUGGCAGAAGCGGAGGUGGAGUCCAUGGAAUAUGCUUUGAAUAAGCUGAACAGCGCAAUUCCGUGUAUGUCUGUGGCAGGAUGAAUAGUGCUCGUCCUGUGUUAUCAUUUUGUCAUCUUCCACAAAUUUGUAUAUACAAUUUAUCAUCCAGCUAGAUUCUGAAUAAGAGUUUUGGUACUUUGAACACUGGAUCCGGAUA